Molecule: messenger RNA, 2715 nt
Organism: Venustampulla echinocandica
Lineage: Eukaryota; Fungi; Ascomycota; Leotiomycetes; Helotiales; Pleuroascaceae
Exons: 2
Coding region: 1-2715 (904 amino acids)
Source: RefSeq, a predicted model, not a curated record
AUGGACGCAACUCCCCCUCCGGUGCCAAAUCGGUCACGGCACCAUAGUCGACGAAAGUCUCUGCAAGGCCCCUCGACUCCCGCGAACCGCGUCCAUAUUCAACCUGCUUCCCCAGAAGUCAUCUCGUCGUUGAUCACGUCGCUCUCUGUCAUAUCCUCCCCUGCGAACCAGCUCUUCGAGAGUCACUCUACACCAGCAUCCCCCGCGCCAACACAGAAUACCUUUGGAAAUUUGAACGGUCAGGGAGGGUCUCGGUCGUCGGGAGGGAGCUUUGGAAUAGAUUACGGCGCGUUCGACCAACCCUCCCUUCGGGAACUCAUUGAAGAAGAAUCCCUCGAUGAACUUGCUGCCAGUCCUCCGGUGAUAAGGACCUCAAAACCCCCUUCAGGGUUCUCUCCUUUGACUGCUCCACGACCGUCUCGAGACAGUAGCCCUUUGAAGACAUUUCUACGAGGCAGCUCACGGCCAUCAUCCAAGGGUUCUCUAGGGCCAAAGGAUAAGGACGAUGCGAGUAGCAUUGGCAAUCUCUCUAUCGAACCCGGCCCACCGCCAUCUCCAGAGUUACGCCGGAAAUCGUCGAGCGACAGCUGGGGAAAGAAGCAAGCAAGGAAUCAGAGAGGUUUGAUGUACAUGAGUUCAAAGGAGAGACUGCGGGAAAGGGAGCAAGAGCGCAAGAGGAAUUCGGCUGGAGGCAAUACAAAAGGGCUCGCCUCCGAUCGACUACCUGUGCCGAAGUUCGACUCUGAUUCCUUCAUGGCGGAAACCGCGAUCGGGGAAGAAUCGGAAGAAUCACCCACAACCAAACAAGAUCUUCCGACUACCGCGAACGACGACGUAAAUUUGCCUGCUGCAGGAGGAAGUUACGGAGGCAUAGGCUCAGGAAGAUUCAUCCCGACACGAGACUCCUCUUUACGGAAAACCGCAUCUGGGACAAAGCGUUCCUCCCGAAGAUCAAGUCGACACGGUGCCACACCUCGAGCCAGUGAAGAUGCAAAUGACACCAUCCAGGAGAUAGACGAGCAACAGCAUGAUCGUAAACGGGAACGGGGCAGGCGGGAUAAUCGAGCUGCGCCUUCUGAAGGAAGUUCCAAGAUGAACGAACCUCUGGACAAUCUGGACACACCCCGCGCUUCGAAAACGGCCACACCAGCCAGCAAACAAGUGGCUGAAAGUGCCGGAAUCGAGGGGUUGCUUGAAGCGGAGGAUAUAGAUGGAGGGGCGCCGUCCCCGGCAGUCGCUCAAAGGAAAUCGCGCCACAGCCUUGACCAACCCAAGAGGAAAUCGGGCAAAGUGGUUCCUGAACCUUUGGAAACUCCCCAACCCAAGCGAGCCGGAUCACGGCUGAAGCGAUUAUCUGCGCCCCUGAGCCCCAGGGGCGGGGAGAAGGAUGCACAAACCAGAAGAAGCCCAACUCCACUAUCAAGAGUUGGGUCCCCUGAACCAGGCAAGACACCACAAAUACACGUUGAUGAUAGGCCGAAUAGUGCGGACUCAAUUGACGAUGCGGUGGAGGCAUAUCUUUGCUCGCCGCGAUUAUCUCAAAAAAUUAGGCAUCCUCAGACUGGCAGGACCAUCUCCUUUUCAGAAGUUGGUGACUCUGAAGGCUUUGCGGUCUUCUGCUGCGUUGGUAUGGGAUUGACAAGGUACAUAACGGCCUUCUACGAUGAACUCGCCUUGACGCUCAAGCUACGUUUGAUUACGCCAGAUCGUCCGGGAGUGGGAGACAGUGAGCCAUAUAAUGAUGGCACAGCAACACCUCUCAGUUGGCCUGAUGAUGUAUACGCCAUAUGUCAAGCAUUGAAGAUAACUAAGUUCUCCAUCCUCGCCCACUCAGCUGGCGCGAUAUACGCACUGGCAACCGCCCUCCGUAUGCCCCAGCAUAUCCGUGGGCGGAUCCACCUCCUUGCGCCUUGGAUACCGCCUUCGCAAAUGAAUGUCUUUAGCGGGCAGACGUCCUCACCUCCUGCAAACUCAAUUCCAACUUCUCAGCGCAUCCUUCGCGCACUUCCCACCCCUAUUCUCAAGGCGGCCAACUCCAGUUUCAUGAGCGCUACGAGUAGCUCGAUAACGAGUAGCCUUCCGAAGCAAAAGCGCAACAAGCGCAAGUCCACCGGACGCGAUACCCCAGCGCCGAGUGGCAGGAGCACGGUCACGCCCGGUCCUGAUAAAGAGAACCAUGGCCGAAAUUCUACAAUCUAUCCUGAUCCUUCGGAGCAGACUGCUGUAGAAAAGGCUGCCAGCGAUCCUACAGACCCGAAUAACGAAGCCGCCAUCCUGGCUGCUGCUGCUAACACACUCGCAAAUCAGGAGAGGCAAAUGACAUAUGACACGAGACUCACCCAUGCAAUUUGGCAUCUAGCUACGCAGGGCGCGAAUCCCGCCGUGGAUCUAUUAGUGUGUCUAGAGAGGAGACAUACAAUCGGGUUCAGAUAUGUAGACAUAACCCGAGCCGUGGUCAUUCAUCACGGUAGCAAGGACACGAGAGUGCCGGUGGAGAAUGUCCGGUGGCUCGGAAAGACGAUGAAGAAAUGCGAAGUGCGGGUACUUGAGGGCGAAGGACAUGGGCUGAUGGCUUCUGCUGCAGUUAUGGGGGGCGUCCUCAUGGAGAUUGCCAGGGAGUGGGAGGAUUGGAUGAAGGUUACCGGCUCGGUUGGAAAGUCCGACGGAGCCAGAAAGACACUACGAGAGCGUGCUAGUAUUGGAGCUUUCAGAUGA